AUGGCAAUUAAGCCUAGGUCUCAGCCCUCAAUUAAGAGCGUUUUAGCCAGAAAAGAAGCUAAGUGGAGAGUGGACAUGGCUGUUGCAAGGUUAUUUUAUGAUUCUUGCAUCCCAAUUAAUGUUAUUAAUUCAAUUUAUUUUCAACCUAUGGUGGAUGCUAUAACUGCAAUUGGUCCUGGGUAUAAAAUCCCAACAUAUCAUAAUUUGCAUGUAAAUUUAUUGAGAGAUGCUAGGAAAGAAGUGCAGUUACUUGUUGAUGGUUAUAAGAAAACUUGGGAGGAUGUUGGAUGUACUUUAAUGGCUGAUGGUUGGACAGAUAAUUCACAUAGGUUGCUGAUUAAUUUUCUAGUGUACUGUCCUAAAGGAUUGUGUUUUGUGAAAUCAGUGGAUGCUUCAGAUAUUGUAAAGGAUGCUACAAUAUUGUUUAGCUUGUUUGAGGAAAUAGCUUUAUGGGUCGGACCAAACAAUAUUGUCCAUCUUGUCACUAACAAUGGAGCAAAUUAUAAAGUUGUUAGAAGAAUGUUGUCAGAAAAAUAUAGCAGUACUACUUGGUCUCCUUGUGCAGCACAUUGCGUUAAUUUUAUGUUGAAAGACAUAGCUGAGAUGAGUCACAUAGUUAACCUUUUGGAACGUGCAUCUGAGCUUACAAAGUUUGUUUGGAUAGAAAUUAUACACCCAGGUGCAACCCGUUUUGCCACAACCUUCAUUGCAUUGAGCAGCCUACAUCAGCACAAACAUGACUUGGAAUCUACAGUGACAGAUAGAACUUUUGUGGAGUCUCGAUGUGCAAAAACUAAUAAAGACUCAUAUGAGAGGCCUUCAAUAGGAUAUGUGUAUGAUGGCAUGUAUAGAACGAGGAUGGGGAUCAAGAAGUUGUUUAAGAAUAGGAAAAUCUUGUACAAGCUUUAUACAACAAUUAUUAAGAUGCGUUGGGAUAGGAUGUUGCGCCGUGAUAUCCAUGCAGCAGCAUAUUAUUUGAAUCCUGCUUUUAAAUAUGACGAUGAUACUUUUUCCAAAAAACCUGAGGUCAUGUAUGGUUUCCUUGACACUAUUGACAAUAAAGCAAGUGCAUUCAAAAUUAGCAAGACAACGUUACUGGAAGAGAGUAGAUUAUAUCGAGACCGUCUAGAAAGCUUUUCUCGUGAGCUUGCUCUUCAAACUUGCAAAACUACACGGCCGGAUGAAUGGUGGACGACAUUUGGAUUUAGUGCUCCAAAUUUGCAAAAGAGUUGUUACAAGAAAAUUACUUAUAAUCCUGUUGAUUAUGAGAGUAUUGAUAAAACUGCAUGGUGGAUAGUUGAUGAGGAAGAGGAGGUUGGUGAGCUUAAUUAUGAUGAAUUGGAACAAUCAUUAUAUGGAGAAGGAGCUAUUCUUGUAGAUGGUGGUGAUCACCCUUCUUAUUAUGACUCAACAGAUGCUUCAGAAGAUGAUGUUGCCGAUGUUACUAAUGAUGACAAUCAUCUGUGA
This is a messenger RNA of Pistacia vera, 1467 nucleotides long. RefSeq lists its product as uncharacterized. Bases 1 to 1467 code for a protein of 488 amino acids. The record is from RefSeq and is a predicted model, not a curated record. NCBI's taxonomy places the organism in Eukaryota, Viridiplantae, Streptophyta, Magnoliopsida, Sapindales, Anacardiaceae. The transcript is spliced from 6 exons.